AUGUUAAAAUGUGAUUGUGUCGCUUCUGUCGGUUGUUUGUCUCUGAAAACGCUCUUCGAAUUAUUUGAUUUGCUGUUUAAAUGUACAAGUAGAAUCCUUUAAACCGUUGUAAAAGUACAGUUUUUGUGAGGCUGCAUCAUCAUUACGAAUAAAAUCCUACAAAUUGACUGCCGUUUUCGUGAUUAAAGUGGAAAUAGAUUGUUCGACUUGUCCCGCCAUGGAUUGUAAAAAGUGCCACCUCCCCGUCAACACAAAAGAUCAGCAGUACAUUUACUGCAAUGCACCCGAUCCAGAGCCGAAAUGCGUACUUGAACGUGACGUAGAAGAGCUGAAGUCCAAAGUGGAAACCAUCCUCUCGAUGCUUGCUUCCCAUGCGGAUUCUGUGGUUCGACACUCGACUCCAACCUCGUCGAUAGUAUUUGAUGACACGGUAAAAGGAUCGAACCUAAUCAGUGAAAUGUCAUAUGCACCUGGUCGGUUAUCGGAGUCAAUUGGCGGAGUUGAUAAUUUCGAUCUGCUGCUAACUAAUAUCAAUGCAACGGUUUCGGAAGAAGAUGUUCAACGCAUGGUUUGUCGAUGUUUAGGAGCCCGUGAUAACGAGUGCAACAAUGUUAAGAAACUGGUUCCGCGGUGGGUUGACUGUAGUACGUUGGAUUUCGUCUCGUUCAAGAUCGUUCUAGACCGGAAAUGGAAGCCUGCAGCGAUGAUGUCGUCUACUUGGCCGAAAAAUAUCAAAUUUCGUGAAUUCAAGCGAAGACUUUGUACGUGGAAACCCGACGAUAUGUAAUUUUGCUACGAAAUUGUACUUAGUAUGAUGUUUUUAUGAUGAUAUGUUUAGCCUCUUUUUUUGUUAUCUGUGUCGAUGUGUAUUUAGCAGUAAUAUUUGAUGUUGUCUGUUAUUAGAAUAGUACAUUCAAUUAGACUCAUAAGAAGUCCGUUGAAUUAAAU
Messenger RNA from Aedes aegypti (yellow fever mosquito), 948 nucleotides. RefSeq lists its product as uncharacterized. Lineage: Eukaryota; Metazoa; Arthropoda; Insecta; Diptera; Culicidae. The transcript has 2 exons. The record is from RefSeq and is a predicted model, not a curated record. The coding region runs from base 218 to 787 and encodes 189 amino acids.